AGUAACUCAAAUCAAUGUGAACUUUUUAUUGGUGAUGGAAAAAAAUACACAGUUUUUGGAGUGACCUCCUUUAAGUCAUCCAAUACUCCAAGCAACUAGUCCUUCUCAGUCUGACCUCCAAACCGGCGCAUUGAGACAAAAAUAAACGUUUGAAAGUGGACUUUCAUGAAUGUAACGUACACAAUUCAACUUCCGCUUCUGCUUCUGCUAGUCAUGAACUACUACUAUCUUAAGGUACUUGACUAACAAAUGCACACGCACUUAAACAACCUAUCGAUCGGUAGCUAUGAGUGGGCCACACGAGACGAAUUGACCUGGAGGCUUAAACAUCUUUACAUCUGUCCAUUUUGCUCUGAAUUUCGUCAGUGUAUAACAUUAAAAAGCAAUUUAACGUCCACACAGGAUCUCUUCGUUGAGUAACAUACCGCAAACUUCAAAGCUAUGAGAGGAUGUGUUCAACCACGAUAAAAAGAUAUGAUAUUUGUCAAUCACAUCGAAAUGAUUUAAGGUUUGAGAAAGAUUUGAUUCAUCUGCUCAAAGGUGCUGGCUACUGAUGGAAGCUUCACCAGAACUGGGCUAUUUGCAUACUAUUCAAAUGUCCCAGAAUGCAAUGGCGUCCACUUGCUGUGCCGCUGUUUUGUAGGUUGUUUUAAUAUGUUUGUUGGUUAUAAGAGAACAUUUCGGAAUACAUUUGAUAAUGAAUAUUAAAAGAAUAAAACCAUGACGUUUCGAAGUCUUCUUUUGGUUAUAAAGUUGCAAAUGUCACUUUGUGGAUAAUUUGCUUUUUGUUUGAUAGCCCCAGACCCGUUUUCCUCUCCUUGGCAUUUAACUGACUCUAUAGUUCUGGAUUUACCUUUAUACCCUUUUGCAGACCAGUUUUGCAGCGAAAAACAAAGGUGCGAAAGGAAAACUUGCAGUAACUGAUAAGCAUCACCAAUAAAAAGUUCACGUGGACUUUUAGAUCCACUUUUCCCUCAAACGGCGAACCGUCGGGGGUCACGUGAUCAGAGCCAGACGUCAUGUUUGCGGUUCUCGACUGGCGUUUUAACGUUAAGAGGUAGAUUUUAACGUAAGUCAUUUAUCUCAACUUUAUUUGCCUUGAAUUUUAUUUCAUGCCACGUACAAAUGCUGAAAUCGAAUAAACUAACCCUUUCAGUUUCUUCAAAUUGGUUACAAUUUUUAGGCAAAUAAGCAAUUACCUCGCCUUUUCAAAAGGCCAACGGUUGUUGUUUGUAGAAAGGCACUGAUCCUAAUUGGAAAUCCAAUAUAUUUAUUUCUUCAGAAAGCUUCACCAGCUUGACCAGCAACGCGCAUGCGCAUCUCCUGUCCCCUCCUACGUAUUGACGUAGACUGAUGAUAAGGUAGAAUUAAUUAAGACAACUUAAUUUUUUGAUUUUGGUAGAGCUAUAUAAUACGACACCUAUUUCCGCGAGUUUGAUUAUGAAAUGGCGUGGCCGAGUGAUUCAGGGAGCUGCAUUGUCCUUGCGUUAUAAAUCUUGGAACAUUUCUUAGCUGUCUUCACUAAAACAAAACACACCCUGAGAAUAAUGCGACGAUAACAUCCAAACUUCGUUCACUUUAUUGACUCUUUCUAUUUUAUUUUUCUAUAAAUUAAAAUUUAUCAACUACGGCACGACCUCAAUCAUGAACAAAAAAGCAGAAAAUUGGCAAAAAAAAAAAAAUUGGGAUCUCUUGGAUCUCUUAUUAAAAAAAUAUUCUCGCAAAACAUUGUUGUAAAUAGGCUGAUAAAUAAACCCUGACUGAAAUGUUUUCAACUAUACAACACCGUGAGAACUGCAUGGAUUCUGGGUUUUUUGGGAACAAGUGACCGUUAGGAGAGGUUCGACUGAGUUUCGAUGUUGUAUGUAAAUUACACGCGACUUGUUGUAAAUCGCAAAAAUUACGAAAUGACUGAUUUUGAGUUCUCUACAUAACAAAAAACCGUCUCUUAUCGAAAAAAAUCAGAGCCUGAAAAACAAAAAAAAAAUGCCAAUUUCAAAAUCAACUUCCCGCAGAAAUUUUUUGACGGUAGUAUUGAACGCAGUUAUUGUUGCCUUCAGUCAAUUAAAUAAAACGGUAUCAGUUGAAAUUUUUGGUUUGUUUGUUAACAUUUGCCAGCAGUUAGUCUACAGAUUCUUUUCGUGACGAUUUUGAAAAAUAAAACUAGUAGGUACGGAAGCUUAAAGAUGAGUACUGAUGAUAUGGCAGCUUCUGCUUAACGAACGUGGAAGCCGCUAUCUUGAAUUUCCUGAAGAUAUAAGCGUUCAUGUCCUGUUCUUGAUUCGGUGCAUCAGGGUUCCUCAUCAACAAGCGUAAUGAUCGCUUUACAAACGGCGACAGAGCUGGCACAUAUGCUGUUUACACUUAAUGAAAACGUGUCACAGGACAUCAGCUUUGAUUGUUGUUUUAGUGCUGGUAAAACGGUCGUUAUCUGAGAUUUGAGGAGAUAUAGCAGCAACUAAAACCGAUAGUAAUCUUAACAUUUUACUUGACUACCUUCAUUUGUAAAACGGAUAGAACAAUCAUUUGAAGAUACUGUUUUCUCAGAAAUUUGGCAUAAAAAGUACUUUCCUUUUUAAACACUUUCAAGGACAAUAGCGUUGGUGAUUUCUUUUUACUGGAGGCAUUUUAAAAUUGUACCAUUCAAGAAAUUUCUGUUUUUUGCCACAGAAACAGUUUCCUGGCUUACGGCCGUACAGUUUAAAACGAGAUCGUGGACGACUUAAGAAUGACUGAUUAAAGUAAAAUUGAACGAAAGCAACCGAAACAAAUCUACCCCUGAUUCAAUCAGCACAAAAUAAACAACACUACUUUAAAAAAGUUUAUCUACAAAUCUCAACAAACUUUUAAACCAUUAAAAGAAAUCCCAUAAUUUUUUCUUUGUUUGAUUAAUACACCGAUGAUUGUAUUAAUCAAAAUACAGCCUCAGAAAUAGUCAAUGUUUUCAACAUAAACAAAAUCAUUACAUAUAUUCGCCAUAAAUUGGCUAGUAUCAAACAGGACAUUCACUUGCCUUAGAGAAGGAUUAAUAUAUAAAUUAAACUGAUUUCUUCAAAGAUGGUGCGAAUAUUAUCAGAUAAGCCUGUUUGUUGUCUCACCCACGGGGCUAACAGUGUCUUUUUGAAGUUCAGUUAAACACUUUAUCUUUGCUUCAAAAGCGUUGUUUUGCUAAUAUAAUUGUGCCUGGAAAGGACGGUGUAAGUGGAAUAAAUCAUGAGAGAUAACCUGGCCUUUCACACGUAGUAGCUGAAAGCACUGUGCCUUAUAAACCCGACACGUUUCUAUUCAGAAAAUAACCAUUUAUUUCAAUAUUCAAUCAUGUCAUACACUAUGAAAAUAAGCGAUAUUUUUAAAGUUGAACUACGAAGAAAAAAAAAAUUGAAACAGGUUAAUUUUGAAUCGUAAACAAAUUACAUAACUUUCACCUGGCUGCAUAAUUGAUUGCUUUCCAGAGGUCGUCGCUUAAGACACAAAGACAACCAACUGACAAAAAUAAUGCAGCACCAAAAGAGACUAAUUGUGUAUCAUUUAAUGGAAAACAACACAGCUUACAUCCUCCUAAAGAAAGGACUUUUCGAGCGCUUUUCUUUACUUCCUGAUAUAUAAUUACCGAUAUUUUAGCUAUUUCCAUCUCAUCGCUUUUCUCAAAUCUGUAUGGUUGGAUAAUCCUUCACUCUAACCUCCCCCAUUAAUGGCAGGAUAUGGCAGUAAAGUAUAUUCUUCUCUAUUUCUUUGUGAUUACAAUGUUCUUGGAAAAUAAUUUAUUUGAAGAUUACGCCGCUCAAGUCCCGCUCACAGUCACCAGCAUUUCAUUGGCCGAGUGAAGGGCUUCAUUUCCGAACGUCUUUCUUCAACAAAGGAUUUGGAGUACGGCAGUAAAUAAUGAAGAUCAUUCCACACCUGCUUUCGGAUGUUGUCGGCAAAUUUAUCUCGUUAUAUAUAAAGCGGUUUCUUCUCUUCCAUUCCUAUCUGUUGUUAAGUGAAUCUAUUCCACUACAUUUCCUCUUGCAUUGGCAAAAAAAGUGUCUUCCAAUUAAAUGCAAGAGUUCUCUCCUGAGGUGAAUCAGAUAGCAAGGUAAACAGCUCUUAAGUAAAGCACCAACCAAUGAUAAAACUGUGCUAGCUUUUGGUAUAUAAUGAAUGUAACUCGUUCAUUUAAAACGUUUGCUUUGACAGUGGAACGAUCAAAGACUGGUGUUCCUCGCUUUGAAAAGACCUGCUAAUUGGGUUUGCUCAUCAGCCAGGGUAAGAUACCUACGCGACUUACAGUUGAGCUGCCUCUGGAUAUCAAGCAAGUAGCGAACAAGGAGGAAGAUUGAAGAAAUAUCUGCUUUCGCUUCUCUUCGGUAGGUGGUUUUGUAAUUUUGCCCUACUCACUUGUAUUGGUUUUGCCUGGUGUAAAAAAAAAAACAUUGCUGCACCAGCUGUGCACGUUUCUACCUUUAAACAAUGUUUACAGAAAACAACAAUGACGGUGUGCGCGCAUAAAACUUGAGAAUUUUCAAUUAUCAUGACUUGUUAUGUUUUCAGCACCAUUUCCACCAGCCAAGAUAAGAUUUUAAGUUUGUGGCUAAUUCUUCGCCAAUUGUUGCCUUUAAUGAAUUUUCCAUUUCACUUGUAAACUAAAGUUGGAUUUAAUCAAGGGCAACAGAAAGGGCUUGUGAAACUGUUGCAAUUACCUGAGCUUUGACCGUGCUAUUCUGAAUAGACACUGUUCAAAAUUUCCUUCCUACUGAAGGGAUCGUAGAAUGAGAAUUUUUUCACAUUACUAUUCAAAAUGAGAUUCUAAAGGCCUAUGGAAAUAUCUUAGUAAAUCACACCGUGCGAAAAUAAAUGAAAAGUAAAUAUGUGAAAACCACAAUACUACGCGAGACAUAAUAAUAAGUAAACAAUAUUGCACUUUAUGAUUUCAGAGCCUUGUUUGGCACGUUUUCUCUAGAAAAAACGUAAAUGUGGCUCCUUAUUUGUCGUCACUUGUGUUAUAAUGAAAAAAAAGAUUUACCCAAUACACAGUUUUGGCAUAAAAUGACAAGUUUAAUCUCAAGCAAAUUUUUAUGUCUAGUAGCAUAAGAUACAAACGUAAACAAAGAAGUGACACAAAGAUUUUACAUUUGCUGAACCAAUUUAAACAUUUGCCACUCUGAAUUAUGGUCCAAUUAACACAACGUGGUCAUGCUUAUCUUUUAAAAAAAAUGGUGUUUGUACUCAUGUGUAAAUAUACAUACACCCUUUUUCUAAUUAACAGGAUCGUUUUUAUUUAACAAGUAUUAUUACUUUAUUAAUAUUUUAUCAACCUAUCAUUUUGUGAAGUGAAAUUUAAUUAAUUAAUCGGUCUAAAUUUUGAUGGGCUCAUGUUUCUCCCAUAUACAUUCAAAAAACGUCCACCAUAAGAAUCGUGUAUGCAGAAAAACAAUUCUCCUUUACUACAGAACAGAAAUCAGUUUAGAAGACAGUAGCUGCAACACAGCUGUCUCCUUGGUCAGCGGUUAGGAGACGGAACUUAUUUUAUUUUUUUGGCCGCUGUUCAAUAAACACAAAGGUUAUGCAAAUACCAGUGUCAUAGAUAGAAGAUCUACUAUUAACCUUACAACUUCUUAUCUUACAAGUUCUUAUCUUCCUGCGACUUACAUCAUCGAACGUUUGCUCAUUUCACACCGUUAUGGAGGUGACCUGCAUCAGCGACUUGCAGCAACGGAGCAGUACUGAAAGCACGCGUCGCAAUCGACAGCACGGAAAAUUUGUGGUCCACAUGUUCAUUAUUCUGAAUCUUCAAGUCUUCCUAGUGGUUAAAAAAAGUAAAUUUGCCUCCGGAGAUAAAGCUGUUGGGUAUAAUUAAUCAAAAUUGUGCUUUACGAAGUAUUGAUGAAUAAUUCAUCAAAAUUAAACUGAAAGUUACGCUAGCUUCACGCAAACUUACCCGUUUAAUAAAAACACUAUUAGUUACAGUCAGUAGAUAAUGUUGUGCUCCAAACUCGUGGUUCUUAUUUAACUUGGUUUGGAAAGAAAAGUGACAUUUUCGUAUCAACAUCACACUUUCUCAAUGAACUUCAUUCGCCGCUUCUUUUGCCCCGAGCAAUCCUAGUUUAUUUCAUUAUUCAAAAUCCUUUGUUUUUUAGUUUAAGCAGUGUUGCUAAAUGAUUACGUGAGAAGUAUCUCUUUAGAAAACCCGAAAUAAGAACACCUAGGACAAAUGAAUGAGUGAAUGAAUAAAAACAUUGAUUGAAGUUGACCGAUCUUUCAAAACCACCUGGAAAAUUUGGCAAGAUAAUAAUCCCUUCCCAACCAAUUCGCAUGAGAAUAUUAAGUGCAAGAAAAUGAAACAGCGCACAUUGUACAUGAAUCAGCUGUUAAGCAUUCGAGAAACUGAAUAUGUUCACCUUUAUUAAAUAAAGGUGCUAUUGGCACACCAGGACCCAAUAUCUUAAUGCCUUUUUGUGUACUUGAGAGUAGUAAUUUCAAGGGUCAAAAUCUAUGAAAACUUAUUUCGCGAACGUAGAUUUAACAAAGGCGUCCGUUUAGCCACCUUAGUUGAAAUCUUUUGUGCAUCGUUUAUCGCACAUUAGGAAGCUUUGUUCGCGCGUAAAUUACCCGUGGAUGCAGUUUGGCACAAUCAUGCAAAUUUAGAGCGAAUCUAUGUUGCAAUGUUGUUAAGUUACCGGUUUCAUUAGUUUCACAUCGAUGCGCUCUUUUUCACCAGUGAACCGACAUGCUCUCUAGAUUUCAGACUUGCGCCAUUUGAGCUUUGCGGAAUUGCGCGCAUUUCCUCAAAUUUCGAGAUUCGACGAGUAUAUUUGGAGCAAUAUUCUAACAAAGAAGAACAGUUCCGUAUCCUAGAAAAGUUAUAAGCUUUAAAAACACAAAGAUAUUGUUUGUUUAUCGCCUCGGAUUUACAUUUGUUAACAUUUGGACUGUAUCUUGUUGCGUUCAAUCAGGAAUGGAUACAAUGGUGAACCUUACAAACGCGACGUCAAGUGUAUUGACAGAAGCUGGGCCAUCAUCCACCAGCAACAUAAACCCGGGACCAACAAAUAUCGUGGCAGCUUUGUUCGUCGCACUGCAGAUUGUAGUUGCUCUUGGCGGAAAUUUCAUCGUCAUUGCAAGCUUUUACACAUUCAGAGAUCUUCGCACAAAAUGCAACUUCUUCAUUAUCUCUCUAGCAAUCAGCGAUAUUCUGGUGGCCUUGAUCGCCAUGCCGUUCUGGUUAACCCUCCAGCUGACCCAGAAUAAAUGGAUUUACGACACGAGACUCAAACAAUUUUGGGAUUGUAUGGAUAUUCUGUGUGGAACUGCGUCCAUCAUGAACCUGACGGCGGUGAGUUUUGACCGCCAGUUGGCGAUCACGUCGCCGUUCACAUAUGUUAAAAUCCUGACAACUCGGCGCGCUAUUUGUAUCAUAUGCUUCGUAUGGUGCUACGCUGCAGCCAUUUCAUCCUCGGUGCUAAUCCAAAGCCCUAGACACAACUGGCCAUAUCCCAGUUAUCUAUGGUUCGUAUCCAUUGCGAGUUUCUUUCUACCUUUAGUUAUAAUGCUGGUUAUGUACGCUCGGAUUUACCUUGUGGCACGGUACCAGGCUAGGCGCAUCGGAAGAAACUACGCAACAGAUAUUAAAGCCGCAAAGACAAUAGCAGUUGUGAUCGGAGGAUUUGUAAUCUGUUGGCUCCCGUUCUUCAUAGUCGUUCUGUCGUUCGCAAAUCGAGUGAACUUUGGGCUCACUUUUCUUAACGUAGCCAAGUGGCUAGAAUACUUAAACAGCUGUCUGAACCCUGUUAUUUACACUUGUUUAAACCGAACUUACAGAAACGCGUUUAAAAAACUGUUUCGCCGCUGCCGCUCAAAAAUCAAAAGAGAUCACAGAGAACACUCAAGCGGCAAUACCUUGCUGACAAUGGGCGAGACAAAAGCGCCGAUGACACCUGAGGAACGCGAAAGCUUAUAUACUCAAAACGGGCCUAAAAGCCCAAACCUUGAGGGCCACGAGGACCUAAAUGAAAACAUUCCACUCAAAGAAAACCUCACCGAUUCAAAAGUGCUGACAAACUGUAAUAAAUAAAACAAUGUACUAGACCCAUUCAGCCCCUAGAAACUCUGCAUUUUUAAAGUAUCAUGUACAAGACUAUGAUCCGAGUAACAUCCAUCAGUUAAAAGGAAACUUAAGCGACGUCAAGACUCUAAGAGACAAAUAAUGAAAACAAAACAGAAAUAAGGAAAGUAUGAAAGUGUGCUUCAAAUAACAAAUAUUACAACACCUUAUCCAGAAACGGUUGAAAACAAAAAGAAUUCAGCAUAGUUCGGUCGAGAGCUUUGAACAAAUUUAUUAAAGAGUCAUGACCUUUUGACGGCGGAGAAUAAUAAAGAUGUCGGAAAAAGUCAGUCAAAUAUUUUGAACUAUAAAGUAAUGUUUAUCGUUCGAUAUUCGUAAAUACCUCCAGGGUAAACAAAGUUAAGUGUAAACUCAAAGUAUUUGUAGAAUUUUUAAGACAUGCCUAAAUUUCAGAAACAUGUGUAUCAUUAAAGAGUUAGUAUGACUGGUUUGAAAUGCUUGGUGGAGAAAGCCGGCUGCAUGGAACAGAAAGAUUGAACUAUAAAUAGGACAAAAAUAUGACAGAUCAUCCAAA
Messenger RNA from Orbicella faveolata, 8615 nucleotides. RefSeq names its product histamine H2 receptor-like. Gene Ontology annotation, cellular component: plasma membrane. Gene Ontology annotation, biological process: adenylate cyclase-activating adrenergic receptor signaling pathway; positive regulation of MAPK cascade. Gene Ontology annotation, molecular function: G protein-coupled receptor activity. Lineage: Eukaryota; Metazoa; Cnidaria; Anthozoa; Scleractinia; Merulinidae. The record is from RefSeq and is a predicted model, not a curated record.